This is a messenger RNA of Chenopodium quinoa (quinoa), 1513 nucleotides long. Its product is annotated as disease resistance protein RGA2-like. The record is from RefSeq and is a predicted model, not a curated record. Bases 327 to 986 code for a protein of 219 amino acids. The transcript has 3 exons. NCBI's taxonomy places the organism in Eukaryota, Viridiplantae, Streptophyta, Magnoliopsida, Caryophyllales, Amaranthaceae.
AAGAUAGGCAAGAUAAAAGUAAGAAUUGGAUUAGGAAGCAAGGGAUAAAUAAUAUUACGGUAUCACUCAAAGCAAAUAGGAAGAUUUGUGAUAACAAGUAAAGAAUUGAUUACUUUUACACUAAACCUAGCAAGGAAUCAAUUUCUACACAUUAUUUAAAGAGAACAAGAUGCAUGAAAAAAUUAUCACAUGCACACCAAAAAAACAUAAUUAAGCUUGUAUUAAAUCAUUGCCCAAUAGAACAAACCAGUUUCAAUUUAGUGAACUUCAUAUUGAAUUGUAUCACCUCUUUCUCUAUUUAAUCCCCACAAAAAAAAAAAAAAAAAAUGGUAGAUUUAACCGUAGAUGUUAUAAAAGCAACAACCCAAUAUGUUGCUGCUCAAGCUUGGGAAGAGAUAAGUCUUGCCCAUGGUUUUGAAGGUCACCUCAAAAAUCUGAAGGAAAAGUUCAAUGACACUCAAGCGUUCCUACAAGAUGUAGGAAGUGCAAAUGAUGUAGCGAAAAGCGAGCGUGUGAAACGUUGGCUUCAAAAAGUGAAGGAUAUCACUUACUUUGCCGAUAAUGUCAUGGAUGACUACGACUAUGAGAUUCUACGCAGGGAGAUCGAGCAGGGUAAGAACCUCACACGCAAAAAAAAGGUGUGUAAUUUCUUCUCUUGCUCGAAUAAUCCUAUAGUUUUCCGCUUUCGGAUGACUCACAAGGUACUUGAGAUUAUUUCCAAGUUUGAUGAGGUAGAUCAGGAGGCUAAGAGAAUAGGUCUCAUACAAAGAGAUCUAGACAAGGAGGCACUCUUUAGUUAUGACGAGAGGACACACUUGGAGCAUAUUCGGAAUAAUUCAAGUGCUGAAUUAAUUGGGAGGAAGGCAGAUAAGCAAAAAUUGCUCGAAAUGAUGUGUAGUCAUGAUGAUGAUAAGGAACAUCUCUCAAUCGUUGCCGUCGUUGGUCUUGGAGAUUUGAAGAGUUGGAAAGACUUCCUGAGGGGAUAGGCACUCUCGAAGAAAUGCAGUUAUUCUUUUGCACGAAGCUGAGACAUCUACCUGCCAAAAAGCAUAUUCCCCAAAAUCUCAAAAUAAUCGUCAUUUACAGUUGUCCAGUUUUGAAAGAAAGAAUAAGUGACAAAGAUGAUGGGCCUGAUUCUGGAUCUGAAUGGAAAAAAAUCUCACAUGCUCCGUAUAUUGAGAUCGAUCAUGAAAUUAUACAAGACACCAGAAAAUGAUGAUGGAGCAUGGAGUCUGCUUGGAUCAUUCGAUUAAAUCAUACGAUCGAUGAGGCGUUGAUGGUGGUGUUGCAACUGAUCGAAAAUGAAGUCAACACACUCAUCGACAUACAAACUCUAGACCCGAAGAUAAUCGAGGCGGAGGCUGUGGUGUUGUGCUCACAAAUGGAUACAAAAUUGAUUGUCGUAGAAGGAGAAUGAUGCAAGUGAUAAAUAAAUUCAAGAAUUGGACUUGUUUGUGAUGGCUCUUGAGUGUAAUUUAUGAGACAACUAUAUAUGUUAGUUAAUUUAUUUGUU